AUGAAACAAAAAUUACAAAAUUCUGUUCAGUCUAUGGAGAUGGCAGUAUUAUUUCGUAUACAACGUGCCAGCUCCUCUUCAAUCCGACGUGCAACGUCAUUUCACUUGUCCUCCUUGGUCAGCGAGGCGUGUCAGCUUCGCACAACUUCCUCUACAGUUUCCACAUCCACGACAAAGAACCCCAGCGUGAUCAGCAUCAGCGGACACGAGAAUGCCUGGCGCAAGAUGGCCAAGAGUUCUGCAUGGAUUUGGAGUUGUCCAGACAUUUUGGAGGCAGAAGGCCGGGCUCACUGUCUAUCUGCACUCAAGUACAAUGAGCGAUUCGACCCGCAGACGGCUAACAUAGACUUGCGCAUUGACUGGAUGGAUUUCACGUUGGAUGUUUUGACGGCCAGAGAUUCUGUCUUUCUUUACUUUUUGAGAAGCACAGCUAAAGAAAGAAACCCAAGCACGGAGCUGCAGCUGGUCGAUGCCGCGUUUCAUUUCCACCGGGGCGAGCUCGAGAUGCAAAACAGCAACCACCAGCGCCCAUAUAUGGACCUUGGCCGUUGCGUGCAGCAACUCGAGACUCUCCUCAGUGAGGAAGCCAAAAGAUCACACUCGUAUUUCGAAAUCGCCAUCAACGAGUUUGGGUAUGCUUGCCUGACGCAGUGGAAGCCCGAUGAGGCCCUACGCGAGUCUCAGCGUUCGUACACGAUUUUAAGAGACUUGCGCCAGCUUACGAAGCAAGCGACGACAAUGGCCCAAAUGAACAUGGCACUCGUGCAUGACAGCCUGGGGCAUCACGAAAAGUCAGCGCAAAUGUUUGAGCAGGUUUUGGCCAAACGCAUCGAACAGCUGGGCGAGGACGACCACUCUUCCUUUGUUGGAAAACCGUACCUCGGCUGGGGUAAUGCGAUGGCCGCUCAGGGCCGGCUAGACAAGAGCUUCAAGCUGCAAGUUCGAUGCCUCGAGCACAAGCGAUCGGUGGGAAACCUCCACCACCAGGACUGGAGAUGGCUGGGUCAAAGACUCUGA
This is a messenger RNA of Akanthomyces muscarius, 1017 nucleotides long. RefSeq lists its product as uncharacterized. Bases 1 to 1017 code for a protein of 338 amino acids. The record is from RefSeq and is a predicted model, not a curated record. Gene Ontology annotation, molecular function: protein binding. The transcript is spliced from 3 exons. NCBI's taxonomy places the organism in Eukaryota, Fungi, Ascomycota, Sordariomycetes, Hypocreales, Cordycipitaceae.